Messenger RNA from Cutaneotrichosporon oleaginosum, 909 nucleotides. RefSeq lists its product as uncharacterized. Gene Ontology annotation, biological process: fatty acid beta-oxidation. Gene Ontology annotation, molecular function: NAD+ binding; (3S)-3-hydroxyacyl-CoA dehydrogenase (NAD+) activity. Gene Ontology annotation, cellular component: mitochondrion. NCBI's taxonomy places the organism in Eukaryota, Fungi, Basidiomycota, Tremellomycetes, Trichosporonales, Trichosporonaceae. The record is from RefSeq and is a predicted model, not a curated record.
AUGUCUACCAAGACGGACGGCAUCAACACCAUCACCGUCUUCGGUGCUGGUCUCAUGGGCGCCGGCAUUGCCCAAGUCUCGGCCCAGGCUGGCCUCAAGGUCAUCCUUACCGACGUCACGGACAAGGCGCUCGAGAACGGCCUGAACAUUAUCAACAAGUCGGUCGCCCGCGUCGGCAAGAAGCAGCAGCCCGACGACAUCGAGGGCUUCACCCAGAAGGUCCUUGCCAACAUCACCACCACCACCGACGCCGAGCAGGCCGUCGCCUCGACUGACCUCGUUUGCGAAGCCAUCAUCGAGUCGAUCAAGGUCAAGCGCGACCUCUUCUCCUUCCUCGACAAGAAGGCUGGCGCCAACACCAUCUUCGCCUCCAACACUUCAUCGCUCGGCAUCUCCGAGAUCGCUGAGAACUGCACUGAGGAGCGCAAGGCUCUCUUCGGUGGCCUCCACUUCUUCAACCCUGUCCCUGCUAUGAAGCUCGUCGAGGUCGUUCGCACCAACAAGACCAGCGACGCCACCUACCAGGCCCUCUUCGACGUCACUAAGCGCAUGGGCAAGGUUCCCGUUGCGUGCAAGGACACCCCCGGCUUCAUCGUCAACCGUCUCCUCGUCCCCUACCUUCUUGAGGCUGCCCGCAUGAUCGACCGCGGAGACGCCACCAAGGAGGACAUUGACAUUGCCAUGAAGCUCGGUGCCGGCUACCCCAUGGGCCCCUUUGAGCUCCUCGACUACAUUGGCCUUGACACCACCCAGUUCAUCGCUGAGGGCUGGGUUGACAAGGCCAAGUCGGGUGUUCUCCCCGAGGCUCUCGUCGCCCCCACCUCGUCCAUCGCUGACCUUGUCAACAAGGGCGAGCUUGGCCGCAAGAGCGGCAAGGGCUUCUACGACUACUCGAACGCCAAGAAGUAA